Patiria miniata (bat star) is the source of this 1599-nucleotide messenger RNA. RefSeq lists its product as uncharacterized. The record is from RefSeq and is a predicted model, not a curated record. Lineage: Eukaryota; Metazoa; Echinodermata; Asteroidea; Valvatida; Asterinidae. The coding region runs from base 234 to 1379 and encodes 381 amino acids. The transcript is spliced from 8 exons. Gene Ontology annotation, molecular function: DNA binding.
GUAAUGCACUAGAGCAUGACAGGAAUUUUGUCAUGAACUACACGUUCUAAAUAAGUACCACCUUGUUCAGAACGUUGUGAUUGUAAAGUUAGCUGUGAAACGAAAAAUGGUAGUCGGGACAAGUGAUUUUGUAAUCAUGCUUAGUGGGGCAAAUUUAUGCAACAAUCUAAUCAUCAUUUGAUCUGAUGAUCUGAUUUACGUUGACUAAAAGUUAACAGACGAACCCUUCAAACAUGGCGGAUACACAAAUGAAACAGGAGGCACUGGAAACGGCCAAUGGCAAAACAACACAGAACCGUGGGCUAAUUGUCACCAGAGCGGGAGCAAAGCGACGCAAGUUCACUUCCCAGACACGGAAGAUGACCAACCGCAACACCAAUGGACACACUCUCCCGGCACGACGAUACCCAAGCAUCGAGGAACUCCUGAGUUCAGCGGACUCAUCAAAUUCUCUGGACUACCAGGGAUUCGCCGGGGACCAUUCUCCUGCAUCAAGGAACUUUGUCAGCAGCAGGGGCGGGGAAACUCUGGCCCAGAGGGAGUCCAACGCCAUGGUCCAGCUCCGAGCAGAGCUGGAGCAAUACAAGCAAGAGAACAGGGAGCUGAGGGCCAGACUAGCAGAACUUCUCAAUUUGAGAGAAUUGGAGAAAACAUUGAGAAUGACCCUGCAAAGCUUUGGGGUGCCGACACCCAAGUCCCCAAGGGAGGCCUGCCCAUGUAGUCAUAGUUACGAGUCGCCAUGGCAAACAGAACCGGAGUUUCAACAGAUAUACUCGAGCAGUGAAGAAGAGGAGGAAGAAGUAACAGAGUUCCAGAGAGCCAUUCCUUCCCAGUCACUGGCUACAAAACCGAGACUGUAUCAGACAGCAGUGCAGCCACAGCCGCAGCCACAGCUGCAGCCCCAGCCCCAAUCACAACAUCCCAACCCAAACCCAAGCACCUUGUACCAAGCAAAUAGUGGCAGGGCUCGACAAGACUUUCAACGUUUUCCCAGGAACACGGCUGCCUGCCCCGCCACCCAGGUAGAACUGGUCCCUUCCAGUGGCAUCUAUGUCGACUCCAACAGGCUGAGUUCCAUUGCCUUCAAGAAGGGCUGGAGCUACACCUUACUGACCCGUAGCCUGAUGCCCAUGGUCUUCAACACACAGGAGAUGGAGAGCAGCUGCGUCCGAGGGGAGAGAGCCACGGGCAAGGGGUCCCUGAACUCCCCAGCCAGGCCGGCGCUGGACCAGGCCAAAGUGCAAGCGAUCAUCACAUUCGUCAGCGGCCAGUUCCCAGACAUCCAGCCUUACCAGAUCACCCAGACUAUGAACCAGAAGCUAGUGGACGUCAGAGGCACCAUCAAAAAGAGGACACAGGCAGCCAAGUUUGUAAAAUAAACAAGUCACCUUGUCACACUAAAGCCACCAUGCUCUCGUUUUACAAUGUACAUGUAGUUGGCGUGACAUGUAGUCACAUAUUCAUGAGUGUUACAGAACAUGGCCAUGAACUACAUGGGAGUGACCAACAGUCAGAUGACUGCCUUUUUCAUAGUACACACUUGUUAGUGACGGGUUCACUAUGUAAAUUUAUGCUGUGAUGUGUUUUGUACAACAGAGU